Kogia breviceps (pygmy sperm whale) is the source of this 1068-nucleotide messenger RNA. It is a transcript of the gene CAPS2, whose product is annotated as calcyphosine 2. The record is from RefSeq and is a predicted model, not a curated record. Lineage: Eukaryota; Metazoa; Chordata; Mammalia; Artiodactyla; Physeteridae. Gene Ontology annotation, molecular function: calcium ion binding.
GUUGCAGAGCAAGUGAUGAUAGACCACUUAUCCAGGGCUGUAAUCAGUGAUCCAGAACAAAAUUUAACCACUGAGAAGCAAGAAAUUGCUCAUAUCCUUCCAGAUUCAAAGCUGGUAACUCUUCGAUUUAGGAAAAGAACACUACAUGAAACAAAGAUAAGAACUCAGUCUACAUUAACUGAAAGUAUGUUUUCUCAUAAAGUACAAUUUGAUGGUAGGAUCAUUUCAAGAACAAAUGUGCUGCCUUUUAUUCAGAAAAACAUUUAUUGUCAUUGGCAUGGACGAAGAAAAGGAAAACAAUACCAACUUGGUGAUUUUUAUAUUGGUGCAAACUUGACAUUUUUGAGUCAUCCCAGACUUCCAGAAAGCAUAAAAGAAAACACAUUGCUUAUACUUCGAAUCACAAAUAUUGAUCAGAGAGCUUUGGAUUCUCUCAAAACUGAUUCUGUGGAACAUGAUGAUGCAAUCAAUGAAGAAGCCAAUGACAGACUGGUUUUCAAGGCCAUUCAAGAUGUGCUAAAAGAACAGCUAUUUAAAAGAGGUGUUCGUAUUUUGACUGGAUUGAGAAAAUACCUUCAACAACUGGACAAGGAAGGAAAUGGACUUUUAGAUAAGGCAGAUUUUAAGCAAGCUUUAAAAGUAUUUCACUUAGAAGUGUCCGAAAAUGAUUUUGAGUCUUUGUGGCUAAUUCUAAAUGGUUAUGGCAAUGGCAAGGUUGAUCACGAAGAAUUCAAGUGUGCCGUUAUAGGUGAAAUGAAUGAAUACAGGAAAUCAUUUGUUCAAAAGGUAACUUGAAGCCUUAUGAAACUGGACUUUAACAAAACAGGCAGUGCAUCUGUUAUAGACAUAAGUAAAUGUUAUUGUGCAAAGAAGCAUCCUCAAGUAAUUUCAGGACUUUCCACAGAGGAAGAAAUCAAAACAUCUUUUCUAGAAACAUUGAAAGAUGCCUGCAGUAAGUCUGAUGAAGUGUCAUAUGGUGAAUUUGAAGAUUACUAUGAAGGUCUAAGUAUAGGGAUAGUAGAUGAUGAAGAUUUCAUUAAUAUCUUAUGUACUCCAUGGGGUAUCUAG